AAGGAAUCCUCUUUCUCUUUCACUUUCGCUUUUGCUUUUCCCUCUAAUUUUCCUCUCUUUCUUUUCUUGCUCUGCUUCACCGUGCGAUGGAGAACAACGGCGUCGUUUCAUUUGAUCUCUCACCGGAGCAUGCGGCGGCGGAGGUUCAUGUCUUGGCCGUCGAUGACAGCCUCAUUGAUCGAAAGGUCAUUGAACGCUUGCUCAAGAUUUCAUCAUGUAAAGUUACUGCUGUUGAUAGUGGAAUCAGAGCACUACAAUUUCUUGGACUGGAACCUGAAUCUGAUGAUUUUGCUCCAUGUUUGAAGGUGGAUCUAGUUAUCACUGAUUACUGCAUGCCUGGAAUGACUGGUUAUGAAUUGCUCAAGAAAAUCAAGGAAUCAUCAUCUCUCAGAGAAAUUCCAGUUGUGAUCAUGUCUUCUGAGAACGUUUUGCCGCGCAUAGACAGAUGCAUGGAGGAAGGUGCUGAAGAUUUCAUAGUGAAGCCGGUGAAGUUAUCUGAUGUGAAACGGUUGAGAGGUUACAUGACACCGAAGGAGGUUAAGACGGCGGAGAGUGGAGACAGAGGAGGUGACUGCGGCGGGGGUGGUGGUGGUGGUGGUGUGGGGAUCAACAACAAAAGGAAGCUGCAAGAAACAUCUGAUCCGUCACCGUCGCCAUCACCGCCGUCCAUAUCCUCAUCAGCAGUUUCAUCAGCAUCGUCACUGUUGGAUUCUUCUUCACCGUCAUCAUCUCCUUCAUCUUCACCCCGAGUGCUUGAUUCUCCGAUCAGACGGCUGAAGAUGACCAGCAUCGAUUGACUAUUAUUGGUUGUGUCAUCAUCAUCAUCAUCUACAUUCUUCUUCUCUGCAGCAUUUUCAUUUCUUUUUCUCUUUUUGAGAUUUCUUGAUUUCCUCUUAUGGGGUUCAAACUGCAAUUACCCGUUGUUUGUAAUUGGAACGGUUUUUGUUGCAUUGCCCUGUUCUUAUCUUUUGCUGAUUUGUUUUGUUCUUGGGUUUAAGUUUUCAGAAUAUAUUAGUAUUGUAGUUUUUCUUUUUGCUUGUUUAUCUUUGGAAGAAAAGGUAAAGAUGAUAUGAAAAGAUUAUGGCCUUUUUAUGUGAAGGAGCAAUAAAAGUCAGAAGGGAAUAAAAUAAUAUACAUAGCAUUGCAUUAGUGUUUUAUAUUGCGCUCGCAGUUACCGCUGCGUCGCAAAUUUGUGAAUAAAUGCGGGUUGAAGUAGCUGCAAUUGCGGUUAUAAAUUUGAAAAUCAA
Lotus japonicus is the source of this 1247-nucleotide messenger RNA. Its product is annotated as two-component response regulator ARR5-like. The coding region runs from base 87 to 797 and encodes 236 amino acids. NCBI's taxonomy places the organism in Eukaryota, Viridiplantae, Streptophyta, Magnoliopsida, Fabales, Fabaceae. The record is from RefSeq and is a predicted model, not a curated record. Gene Ontology annotation, biological process: cytokinin-activated signaling pathway; phosphorelay signal transduction system. The transcript has 5 exons.